Molecule: messenger RNA, 1491 nt
Organism: Gloeophyllum trabeum ATCC 11539
Lineage: Eukaryota; Fungi; Basidiomycota; Agaricomycetes; Gloeophyllales; Gloeophyllaceae
Product: FMN-dependent alpha-hydroxy acid dehydrogenase
Exons: 7
Coding region: 1-1311 (436 amino acids)
Molecular function (GO): oxidoreductase activity; FMN binding
Source: RefSeq, a predicted model, not a curated record
AUGAUGGAACAUAGCGUGCAGACGCAGUGGUCGAAGUACGUCCAGGACUUGUACAACGCCAGGGGUCCGCCGGUCCUGAAGUCCCUGAACAUCGACGAGCUAGAGAAAAACUUCAUCGAGACACUCAAGGACAGUCCCGAGGCAUGGACGUACGUCGUUGCCGGAGCUGGUACCGGAUCCACCACCAAGGCAAACCGGGAUGCCUUCGAGAAGUGGAGGAUCCUCCCCCGCAUGCUACGAGACGCUGGCAAUCGCAACCUUGAAACCAUCAUUCUCGGCAAGAAACAACGGUCUCCCGUGAUGGUCGGACCCGUAGGUGCUCAUGGUCUCGUCCACAAGGACGCUGAACUUGCCACCGCGAGUGCCGCGGCGAGGGUAGGCGUCACGUUCUGUCUAUCGUCUCCGUCAACCCGGUCUAUGGAAGAAGUCGCCAAAGCCAAUGGUGACGGUGAACGCUGGUUCCAAUUAUACUGGCGCGUAUUGCCACAAAUGUUUUUGCCUAAGUCACAAGACAUUACCAAGUCACUACUGAAACGAGCCAAAGCGAACGGCUUCACGGCUCUUAUCGUCACUCUUGACACGAUGGUCCUGGGUUGGCGUAUCCACGAUAUCGAGAAGCUCUACAGCCCAGCCAGUCAUGGUGUAGGCGUGCAGAAUGCCCUGUCGGACCCGGUAUUCAUGGCCCGGUACGGCCUGCAGCCCAUCUACGGUGACUGGCCGGACUUCCCGUUCAACCAGCCAAAGAUCAAUGAGGCUAUUGCUAACGGAGACGAAAAACUUAAACAACGCGUCAUGCUAGCUAAAGACUGGGUACAAGAGAUUGGAGGUGAGUUCAAGACGUGGGACCAUCUGAAGUUGCUUCGAGAGAACUGGGAUGGACCCAUUGUCCUGAAGGGUAUUCAGCAUGUUGCGGAUGCAGAACAAGCCGUUGACAUGGGUAUUGAGGGGAUAAUCGUGUCCAGCCAUGGCGGCCGACAAAUCGAUGGCGCCGUUCCUUCAUUGUAUUGUCUCGACAAAAUAUGUUCCUCCCCUAAGGUCAAGGCUGCUCAGCAAAGCGGCCAGUUCACCGUCCUCUUCGACUCCGGAAUCCGCACCGGGUCGGACGUGAUCAAAGCUGUUGCGCUUGGCGCCCAAGGUGUGCUCAUUGGCCGGUUGAUGAUGUACGCUCUCGGUAUUGCGGGUGAAGCUGGUGUAGAACAGAUCUUGCGAUCCUUGCUGGCUGAUACCGAGGUCACUAUGGGUUUGGCUGGGUACAAAUCUUUGGGUGAGAUCCAGGGGAAGAGGGACGAGAUCCUGGUGAAAUGGGACUGAUUUAUUGGGUCAUGACUGGUCAAAGGCUGUCAAAGGCCUGUAGCCUUAUGUGGCCAAUCUAUCUCAUCCAUUGAUGUCUAUUAUACGGGGUGCGUAUAGGGCUUGAAUCUGGUGUACACAUGGACCCCGCGAACAAUGUCUCCUCAGAACAGCAUCUCAGGAAUAGUAAUUCGAUUCCAG